AUGGAGAAUGUCGAGGCUAGUGAAGCCUCGACCAAUGAGUUGGAUAAUGAUCCUAAGGUCGAAGAGCUGUCCUUGACAAUUCCUUCACUUGAAAUGUCUCCUACCAGCCGUAAUAAGAGUGAAACAAGCCCCCGCAGUCCAUUGCGAUCUUCUAACAAGCAGGAUGCUAAUCUACUCAACAUCGACCCCUCGUCUACUCUAGCCGCAAUCAGUGCACGCUUAGCUAUAGUCGUUCCUCCAGCCGAGAGUGAAAUCGCAAGAAUCAAUCGAGAAGUGCUUGCAGCAAUGGCGAAUAGAGCGUGGAAUACUAAGAAUCAAGGGAGUAGUCCGAGAUCUCCUGGUCGACAAGAUCAUGAUCAACCACCGACUGUAACCGAGUCGACACUUUCCUCAAGUCCGACAUCCAAAGGAGGCAUGACACCAGCUCUGCACGAUUCAGUUGUCGCUGAAGAAUGGGUGAAUCUGCACUUGGAGACUAAUGGGGCUUUUCUUCUUCCAGCUUGUGACAUUGCGAAAACCCCAGCAAUCGAUAACGAAUUGGACGUCGAUCCUGAAGCUUUUGCCUUUCGUAAGGGAGGAGACGGUGGUCCUCUUGGUCGAGCUGGAAUGGAUCGCUAUUCGUUGUAUCAAAUGGGUAUGCCGAAAGACCUGGUGGAUCGGCUUUAUCGAGCGUUGUACGUGUACACGAAUGGCUUCCACAAUAUCAUCAACGAGAUCGCAGCUCACUGCCCUCCACGGUUUGAAAAGCAUGUGUCAUCUAACGCUUGGUUAACGUUUCUUCUGUUACUUGAACAAUGCGAAAAUGGCAAGUACGAGAUGGCAAUGCUCAAGUUUAAACAAGCUGCAGAAAAUACACAAAAGCAGCUUCAAGAUGGGUUCCAACAAGAAAAACAACAUUUGAAUGCUCAAUUACACAUCACGGAGUCUGCAUUGAAAGAGGAGACAGCUCGUGGAAACGAGAAGAGUGAACUCAUUCUAAAACUCGUUACAGAGACGACGGAGUCAAACCUUAAGAUGGCCGAACAGCAGCACCAAGUUGCGGCACAAGCAGAGCAGGUUCGUUUAUUGAAGCUCGAAGUUUUGGUACAUGAAGAUGAGGAGAAAAAACUGAACGAAUCAUUGGAUGAUGCACGGAGAGACUACGAAGUAGCGAAUUCCGAGCGGUUGAACGCUCUAUCGGAGCGAUAUGCGCUGGACGAGGAGAUCCGGAAGCUGUCGAUUCAAUUGGAGCGUGUAGAAGCGGAGAAAGCGAACUAUGCUAAAAGAAUGCACGAGACAUUGUUCAUGAACCAAGCACUACGAGCCAAUAAUGACCAGCUGAAACAAGAUUUAGUUGUUCUAGGAAUGGAAAAGGAUAAAGUAAUUGUCGAAAAACAGGGUUUACAAGAACAAGUCGAGAAAAUGCAAGAAGAGAUUAAUCGGCUUCAAGAACUCAAGGCACAAGUUGACAAGGAAUUGGUUGAAAACCAGAGGAUGCAAAGCCAUUUAGAAGCGCGUUUACAGACGAUGAAAGAGCAAUUUGACAUUGAAGUGGAGAAUAGCACCAAAACCCAGCAGGAGAUCGUUCGACUGGCGGCUCAGAUUGACGAAGGGAGAGUGCAGAUCGGAGUCUUGGAAGCGAAAUGCAACUUGUUGACAGCUGAAAAGCAGAACACCGGUAUGCGAGCACAAGACAAGUUACGUAUUGAGCGGCUACUGAAUCAAAAGAUGGAGCUCGAAGCAAUUGUGGAGGCUAACAAGGCUGAUAAAAAGAAGGAUGAAGAGCAAAUCUGGACUCUAAGAACGUCGUUGGAAGCUUUAGACAACGAACUGCAGCACAACAAACGCGUAUACUCAGCAGGGCAGCAAGCUUUUCUUCACUCAGAACGCACAUGUGAACAACUGCGACUACAAAACCAGGAGCUGGAGAAAAAUUACGAAAAGACCAAAAAGAAUGUGACGUCAUUGAAGGAGCGAUUCAAGAUGUACGAGACAGCAGCGAAGGAGCAGAUCACUAAACUGGAGGUGGAAGUCAAGGUAGCCAACGCCCAGCUUCGAGAGAUAACGUACGUGAAUAAAGACAACAUCGCUCAGAUCGAGCAGCUCACAAAGACACUAUCAGUAUCGGAGAAAGAAGCCACGGUCUUGAAAACUCGCAUUAAGGAGUCCGAGUUGCACGUCCGGGAGCUUCAGACCGAAAAAGAAGAUCUGCAACGUAACCAGAACGAGCUGAACAUGGCCAAUUCUACCUCAAAGAACGCGGUCACUCGAUUCGUCCUCUCAUUACAGAACAUGCUGGCACUUGUCAAGCUUGAUGAAUUCCCGCUGGACGAAGCAAUACGAGAAUUACUGUUAAUGGUUCAGGAUACAUUUGGCGAAGAACUGGACCUCGACUGCGUGCUUGGUGAAGACGACAAACCCGUGGAUAUCGAGCUUGAAGUCCAGGAAGACGUCACUGACGAAGAGCGUACGAGUCGUCAAAAGCGAGCAGAGGCGCGCCGACAAGGUAUCAUUAGUAUUGAAGGCUGCGAAGACGAAGAAGAAGAAACUAAGGAGGCAUCUGAUGCCGCUCAACGCGAGAUCAUUCGUAUGAGUCGAUUCAGGAAGAGUAAGCUGGACCAUCUAGUGAACAAACUCCAGCGUGAUAUAGCGCUCAAGGUGGAUCUAAUCGCCAAUCUGGAGAGCGUGGUGGUGGAACAGAAUCGACAGAUCUCUCAGCUGACGACAACUACGAGACAACAGGCUCGCGUGAUCAUGCAGUUCGAAUGUCAGAAGGGAAUGCUUCAAUCGGAUCUGGAGACGACAACGCUCGCACUAUUCAAAGCUCGUGCUGAGAAACAAGCCGUUGAAUUCACGUUGGAUCAAGUUCGAAUCGAUCACGUGUUACGUGCAAACCGCGCGUUUCAAGUUGAAGUGGUUUUAGCGAAUCUGCGACGCGAGUUUGACAUGCAGGUGAUCGCUUAUGAAGAUCUUAUGGGCAAGAUAGGGCGAAAAUACGAACAUGAUGUGUACAUGCGCUCGCUACGACGCAAUAAAGAAGUCCAGGCUACUGUGACCGUCACGGAUCAACCGAGUCAGACACUCGUUCCGCAGAGGAAUCCUGCCUUAGAGAGACCUCGAGUAUCAUCGCAAUACAUUCCUACUGACGUUACUGGAUCAUCGGAGACUUUACUCCAGAAGAUCAGUAGAGCCACAAGAGAACUGCUUCCUGGAGUGGCUAACGAGAUGGAUCUCCAUUUCACUGUGGGGAAAUUGAAGCGAGCGCCAAAGCAACAGCAGAAGCACAGUCUGGUCAGACCGCUCGCUUCCAGUCCUCGAAGUAGUCGCACGCAGCUCCGGGCACAAGCCAGUCAAGAUGAAAGCAGACGGCGUCAUCCUGGGAAAACCCGGAGCACUGUGUCCACCAGUAGUGAAGCAGCUUCUACGCUUCCACUCCUGGACGACAAAACUAGUGGCAUGUGUUCAUCUCCGUCGCAAAUGAUCCACCAUGUGAACGAGUUUGGUAUCAAACAAAACGUACUGGUAUCUCCUGCACGACCCCCAUUCUUUCCGGAACAUUCUCCCAGUCGAUCACUAUCUCCUCGACCUCCUGCUCAACAGAGUCCACAGCCACGUAAACCGGUACCACCGAAGCUGAGCGCCAACAAACGACCUCAAUUCCACCACUUACAACUUGAUACACAAUACGAAGAACGGCUAGAAUCCGCAGACUAUUCCCCUCAAAGCGCCCGACAAUCUAAUCACAGCCCCAUCCGUCUCCCAGUACCCUGUCAAUCCUCGCCCAACUGCACCAGUACUCUACGAUACAACCGUAACUUCGUCCGUACUGGAAUGGAAGUUCUACGCGCCACUGGAUCGAGCAAUAACCCGUUGCCAUAUCCCAACGAAGACUCUGAUGAUGACGAUGACUCGCUCUCCGAAGAUGAAAGUAACAGUAAUCCCGCACUCAGUCCUAGUCGCUUAGCCGCUGCAGUGAGUGGAUACAACCGUGAGCAACUGUCGCUCAAAGAAGCUGCAUGGCGAGAGACCCAAUCUCCUCGAAGAACCCUAAAUUACAGCGAAGACAAGCAAAACGAUGCACGCACAGGAACCGAGACCAACGAGGAAUUAUCGACACAAGAUCAACACUCGCCAUUUACCCAAGCAGUGCUGUAUCCUAUUCUACCCAACCAAUAA
Messenger RNA from Phytophthora nicotianae INRA-310, 4155 nucleotides. RefSeq lists its product as hypothetical. The record is from RefSeq and is a predicted model, not a curated record. Bases 1 to 4155 code for a protein of 1384 amino acids. Lineage: Eukaryota; Oomycota; Peronosporomycetes; Peronosporales; Peronosporaceae. The transcript has 3 exons.